Colletes gigas is the source of this 5864-nucleotide messenger RNA. Its product is annotated as host cell factor 2-like. The transcript is spliced from 8 exons. Lineage: Eukaryota; Metazoa; Arthropoda; Insecta; Hymenoptera; Colletidae. Gene Ontology annotation, cellular component: Golgi apparatus. Gene Ontology annotation, molecular function: protein binding. The coding region runs from base 737 to 2899 and encodes 720 amino acids. The record is from RefSeq and is a predicted model, not a curated record.
UCGUGACACCGCGUCUCUUUACCCGUUUCUCUCUUGUCAGCCUUAUGACAACAAGGAAACGUGGGAGAAGUUUGCCAGCUGAGCCGAUCCCGUCGAUGAUCGAUGAGUGACCGGAGGGGUCGGACGGAACAGUGCGCGGUACUUGAAACAUUCUGUCGGCGAAGUGACCGUUGACGAAGGGAACAUCUAUCGAACGAACGUUACCGAUGACUCGAUGCCGCGGCAAGAUGAAAAAUGUGUCUUGAACGUUGUUACGCGCUACGAGUGACGCAUUGAACUUCGUACGUGAAUGGAACGAGAUCCUCUUAUCAAUGUUUGCGAUCUGCUUUGGGAGAUACCGCGCGAUAUACGCAGCCAACGUGUCGCGGUGAAGCACGUUGAGGAAUGAACCUCUGUUUCGUCUCUGGAGUGACCUAUGUGCGGUUCGUUGAGCCUGUUCUCCUGCACUUUUGGGAGUACAACAGGUAGACAGUGGAAUUCGGUGGUAACUAUCGACGAUCGUUGACGAUCGGAUCACAUGAUCUGCACCGUAGCCGUCCAAUCGGGAAUUAAGAUACGAUAAUCAGGCGAUGCGUCCUCGGCGCACGAGAGGUUAAUUGUCCAAGAGCAUCGAACCACGAUUCUUACCGCGGUAAAGGCGAGCUUAGUAGCAUUUAAUCGUCGCUUGCAUGUGGGUCACAAGUUGCGUUCGCCAGAGCUAACGGGAUAGAGGGUUUACCGAGUAGAGAGGAGGAAAAUGUGGAGCUCGGUAACCGCGGCUGGCACUGAAAAUGGGCCCGCACCACCCUCCAGAAGCAAGCACAGCGCCACUUUGCUCGCCGGGCACGUGUAUCUACUCGGUGGACGAAACGGCAAUCUUCCCCUCAAGGAUCUCUGGCGAUACAGCCUCGCCGAGAGCAAAUGGGAAGAAUUGCAUCCCGGGGGCGAGAGACCGCCGGCGCUUCAGGAGCACAGCGCGGUGGCUUACAAGGACUGCCUUUACGUUUUCGGGGGUGAGCUCGGCUUUUCCGCAGGCACGGAAACGCCGCUCUGGAUUUACAAUGUCAAGACCAACAUAUGGAGAAAGGUGAGAGCGCAACGGGGUUGUGCAGUUCCUAGGGGACGAAGAGGACAUUCGGCGUUGGUUCAUCGUGGCCAGAUGCUCAUCUACGGCGGCUAUCAGGAUUUGCGCGGAAGUUCCCCGGAAUUGUGGGCAUUUCACUUUGAGACGGAAUCCUGGCACCUUCUUUCGUCCAGCGAAUGCGGUCCAGCGGCGAGACAUAAACAUUCCGCGGUACUGCAUGGCGACGCCAUGUACGUUUACGGAGGUAUGACCGACCUGCAAGAGAGAAGCGACUGUUGGCGAUGGGACGUAAACGCAGCUUCCUGGUGUCUGUUGAAAAAUAAACCCGGACCCGGACCUCUUCACGGCCACGCAGCUUGCAGGCUACCCAGUUGCAUGCUAAUUUUCGGCGGUGAAAGCGGCGGUCUAGCCACGAACGAGCUAUGGAGGUUUCAUUUCGGUACGGAAACGUGGGAGAAAUUGUCGGUGCAAGGUCCCAAACCACAACCGAGAGCGGAGAGCGUCGCUUUGGCGGUUUCUGAACUGAUCAUUCGAGGGACCAACAUUGACAAUCCGAAGCUCAAGCCAAGAAAUCAGAGGACGAGGCUUUGCAACAAUAGAAUAUCGCCGAACGAAGCGCCGGCCAGGCCGAGCUUUCUUAAAGAAAUUUCGAAAUUGUCGCAGAUCAACCUGUCGCGGCUGAGUCAUCCGACGAAAUGUAGCUAUUCCGUUUUGAGCGGCCAAGACGACAACGAGGAAAGUCCGCAAGAAGCAAACACGUAUUAUCCAUUUCAGCAAGUGGACGCGGAGGUGAUCGAGCCGUCGACGGGAAUGGUGAAGUCCCGAAGCGCCAACACGCUCGCGCGUCGAAGACAAAAGCCACCGGAGACGACGCCGAAAAUCAUCGACGCCAACAACGCAAACAACAAUACCACCAACUGCGGGAUGACCAGAGACCCAAUCUCGGUGCCAAAUUUCCGUGCACUGACCCUGCCCACGCCAGUUUUGACACCCGUGGAAGCUGCGAGACUCGUAUUCGUCGAUCCCGACGAAAACAGCGACAACGAAGAACGCAAGGAACCCCCGACUUCCAGACUGAUAGAAGUCCAAGAGGAAAGACGAGAUUUCGCUGCCAUGCAUCAAGCCUGCCAACCUACCCGCGGCGAAAGUUACAGCUCUCACCUUUACGAGGCGGCACUGCAAACACCAAAGACACCAACCGCGUCGAAGAUACCAACGUCCGCUUCGGUCAGGUUCGCCGAUUUGGAGGAGGGCGAGGAAUCGACGUCGGAUUACGCGAGCAUAGAGGCUAGAAGUCCCGGCGAUCCUCUCGGCGACGACGAUUGGCCGUCAGGACGGAAGAGCAAACAAUAUCGUUCUAUAGUUACUCCGUCGACGAUACGCGAGGGCCAGUUCGGUUUCUGCAAUCCGAAUUACCUUGGACUGGACGAGACGAGGAACCAUCAUCACCAGCAACAGCAGCAGCAGUCUCAGGACGGCAAGUACGCGAAGAUGCUGAACAGUCCGCCGGACAGCGUGUUGGAGGACGAGCCAGGUAGAUCUGCGUCCCAGACGUUCGCGGAACUGUUGGAGCUGCAGGAAAUCAAAAGAGUGCCGAGAGCUCCGCCGAAAAGUUUGCCGUUAGGCUCUCCAUCCAGAAGGGCGGUGAGCGCGUCGAGGGCGGAAAGGCAGAGAGCAAAGGUAGCCGCAGCGGACAUCCACGAAACGGAAACGCCGUCGUACGGGCCGGCGCCGCUCUACGUAUUUUUGGUCGGUGGCAAAGAGAAAGGUCAGGUCACGGUGUUUGCCAGGCCAGUUUCUUUAUGGAAGUUACAGUUAGCGCCUCACAUCUUUUAAUUUCCCAUUAUUCGAACAGCUCGGUUCGAGUCGUCCAAUCAAAAGAAACAAUCGAGUAUCAUUCUGUUGCUCCUCGUUACUUGCGAGGAACGGUUAAACGUUUGGUUUCCUUUUCGUUUCCCGAUUAAUUGCAAACCGAAAUGUUAAUUCGAACGUUCGUUUCGAGUUCUCAGCUAUUUCAAUUGCGCGUGAGUAUAAGUCGGUGAGUGUAGCUCUCUAGUGCCAAGUGUUGCUUUAUCGUUUGUAGAACUUUCAGUUGUAUUUAGACGUCAAUUAUUGCCGUCGUUACAUUUUAUAGCGCAACGUCACAUUGUGAUUGGCGCAACUCGAGCUUAAAACGUUGAAUUUAGUCUGCUAGAUUUUGAGGGGAUAUCAUAACGCCAUAUGAAUUGGUCACGUCGCCAGAUAUAAUUUCCGAUAUUAAUAUUUCGUUCGAACGAUUCUUUUCCGUACCUAACGUUUAAAUAAACACAGAGUUUAACGCGAUUGAAAAAUUAGAGCUGUUUCAGUUUUUCGUUCAACGAUAUCUCGAUAGCAUAUCGUCGAUUAAUUGUGGUCUUUUCCAGACCAAAUAUACCGAAUGCAUGCUUACAUAUAUAUCGAAUAUUCGCGGACGUUUGAAUUCGAAAUUAAUUCGUUUCCUUUGCUACUCAAAUUUUCGUGAGUGUAAUCGUACAAGAAACGUUCACGUUUAAAAUAGGGUCGUAAACGAAUACGUACUAAUCAAGAGUUCAUAUUGAACCGAUUACUUUAAGAUGAUGGUUCUCUGCGCGUUAGUUUGCAUAAUAAUUUACAGUGAACGUUCAUAACGAAGCGCAAGUCAAGCGAGUGGAUCGAAUAGUCCUCUGUUUUUGAAGGCGUCCUAUCAGUUUUAAGUGGUAUAUAGAUAGUAGUAAGUCUUACGGAAAGGUAUAAUUACGACGAGUCAAGGUGGGUAUAUUGUAUUCUAGAUUUAUCGUAAACGAUAAAAUUUUUCAUACUUGUAAUAGACGGAAAUAUACGCGAGGUUCUAGACUGUUCGAAUUUCUCGACUCGAAAAUUAAAACUACUGUGAGCCGUCAACGCUUACACCGACAGUAUCGGAUACUAGUUGAAUGUCAAAAGGCUCGCCUGAUCUGCGCUUAACUUCCAUCGUAUGUGAAUUCAGUAUACGUAGCGUGUAAAAUAGAAGUAAUAUCCACAAGCUUGAGGUAACGUUCAAAAAAGAUCCUGAAUAUAUUGAUGGAAAUCGGUGUGUGGUUGUGCCGAAUGUGUAUAAUUAAAGUACCAUACAAUUAUUCUGCGAAAAUUAGAUUUUUAUAAAAAAGAUAACUCUUAACGGGAUUUUCGUCGAUGAUCGCGACCGAUCUAGAGUAGAAUCGAAAAAAAAAAAGUAUCCAAAGGAGACUGUGUCAAUAUUUGUUUUAGUUUCAUCGCGAAAUAAGCCAUUUCUAAUGCGCGAAGCGUACAAUCGUCGUCGUCGUAUUUCAAAAUAUUGUAGCGUAUAUUGGUCGAAUUUUUACGUGGGUUACGUGAUUUACAAUAAACUCGGGAGUCUCCACCGUGACUAUAUUUACGAACAUAGCGUGUUAGUUCUGAUAGGUCUAUCGUAAGAGGUAAAAAAAAGUGGUAAAAUACGUUGGGAGGUUUCUUGUUCGUGUAGAAUUUUUAUGCCCACAAAGGCCCAAUACAUAUAAUCCAUCCAUAAGUAGCGAAAGGUCGACGUGGUACCUCGUAGGCUGAAUAUUAAGAAACACUUGGUAAACAUUUAUGUAAAAAUUUAUGUAUUCAUUUAAAGGAACACAUAUAAUUUGUGGAUAAUUCUUUCACCAAUAUCAAAGUUACUUCUUAGGAUGUUUUAUGAAAUUUUGCAAAUACGUUUGUUCAAAGGGCAUGUGCAAUAUGUAUAGGAAUAUAGUUAUUUUUUUUUGUUGUUUUACAUAGUUUGAUAGAAGGAUUUCAUAAUAUUCAGCUAGAGGCCUCCAGCACCCAAAAAAUCAAUGUUUUUCAUUCGUAGCACUAGUCAAUUUAACAUCUCAGUGUACAAAAGUUAAGAUGAAUGUUUCGUGAUAUUUCCUUCCUCUCCUAGGAGCCCUUAGCCUAGCAUCUAUUUAUUUUCAGAUAGAUUAAUAUGGUACAAUACUAUCCACAGUGCAGUUUUAUGUUGUACGCAUAACCACUCCCAUAAUCUUGACCAUUUUGGCGUAAAUAGCAAUCUUAGUUAGUUAAUUACCGUGCGUUGUUGGUAAAUUGACAAUCAAAAAAUGCAGAAACAAGAGGAGCGAGUUGUUAGAAUCCUCGACAAGGUUGUUUCACUAUAACCAAUCAGAGUCGCCUUUUUUUCUAUUGUCAGUGCUUACCAGUAACGCACAGUUCUUGUACGAAAUAUACAAUGCCGGUCAGUGUCGCCUUCAGAUUAAUUUUCGUUUGCCAAAUAUUUGCAUCCAAGCAAGACCUUCGAAAGUUUCGUAGAUCGUACACGUUUAUUUUAGCAUGCAGACAAAAGCUUGGAUACAAAAACGAAAGUGAAAGCAAAUCAAAGCGACGCGCAGUUGAAAUAAUUAACAUUUUCGCGUCACGAUUAUUUUACGUUGUAGGUGCGCAUAUAACGCAAUCCGAUAGUCAAUUAUCACUGUGUCAUUGAAUGCGUCCGUUGCCAAAUACGUCUCUUUAGAGUACAUAUUUAUGCCUCGUAAACGAAACACCAGAGUAUAAGCUCGAAGAUAUGGGUUUGGUCCCAAAACGAAAAAAAAAGAGAAAAAAGAAAAAUAACAAUGUAGCUGAUUUGAGUGCCUCUACUUUAUGCAAAUAUAUGCAUUUCAUAUUUUUCUGGACACGGAUGACUUUUUUCGAAAAGAAAUAUUUCGCCACAUUAUCUUCUAGCUUAUGCAUCCCUUUAGCGUUAUCGAUGGCUAUGUGUCGUGCAAGCGAUACGAGUGAAAACAAUAUACAUUAACAGACGGUGUUAUAUGAUAUAAUGUGGUUA